AUGCCGAGGGGCUGCUGGCCCACGGCAGCGUGCCGGACGUCUUUCAGCCCCUCUCUGCCGCAGAGCAGGGAGGGCCGGCAGGACAAAAGGCGACAUUCUUCGGAGCGGAAUAAGCAUGAAUGGAGUAUUGAGAAAUGCGAUGGGCAGCAGGAGGACCCUCGAGCGGAGAUGAGCCCUGGCCCGUGCCCGGUGUGCGGGGCGCUGCCUGCCUCCCUGCUCCUCCUCUUCCUCCUCCUCGGCCCCACGGGUGAGCGCUGGCUGGGCCAGCUAGCAGCUCCCGGGCACGUGCCAGGAGAGCAGCUUGGUUUCAUUAGGCUGCUAACAGCCACCCUUGGCACCUCUCUGCUGAGCUCCGUCCAAGGGUUUCGGGGAGCUGCGGGGACCCGCGGGAGCCAAGAGCGAGGGCGGUGGCGGGCGAGACGCAGGGGGCUGGAGCUGCCAGCUCCGCUGGAGCAGAGCCGAAAUAAUUCCCAGCACGUGCAGCUGGUCCCAGCCCUGCUCCCUCCAUCCCUGUGUGUUUAUCUGGGGAGCCCUGACCCUGCCUUCUCUGUUUCAGGCGCCUCCGAGCCUGCUCCGCUGCCGUUCCCAGAGCUGCGCCUGGCCAACGGGCCCGGCCGGUGCCAGGGCCGCCUGGAGAUCCUCCACAACGGCUCGUGGGGCACGGUGUGCGACGACGACUGGGACAUCGUGGACGCCAACGUGGUGUGCCGCCAGCUGGGCUGCGGCCACGCCAUCGCCCUGCCGGCGCCCAUGACCUUCGGGCAGGGCAGCGGGCCCAUCUUCCUGGACAACGUGGACUGCAAGGGCCGGGAGGCGGCGCUGAGCGAGUGCUGGAGCCACGGCUGGGGCAUCCACAACUGCUACCACUACGAGGACGUGGGCGUCGUGUGUAACGAGCUCUUGCCCACGCCAGCAAGCGAAGGGCCGACCAGCAGGACUGCCACGGCCUCGGGGCGCAGUGGGGAAGGCGACGGCAGCAUCCGGCUGGUGAGCGGGGCGGACGCCUGCCAGGGCCGGGUGGAGAUCUUCUACGGCGGGAGCUGGGGCACGGUGUGCGACGACGACUGGGGCCUGAGCGACGCCGGCGUGGUCUGCAAGCAGCUGGGCUGCGGCCGAGCGCUGGAGUCCAAGAGCAACGCCUAUUUCGGCUACGGCACGGGGCGCAUCCUGCUGGACAACGUCAACUGCGAGGGCAGCGAGCCCGUCCUCUCCGCCUGCUACAGCCUGGGCUGGGGCAUCCACAACUGCGGCCACCACGAGGAUGCCGGGGUCAUCUGCACGGGCCUGGACACGUCCACCAUCACGUCCUUCACCACCUCGGUGGCCCUGGACUACCAGGAGACACUCACUGCCACAGCCACAGCGGUGACAGACGGCCGUGAGCAGCCCACGCCGGUGACCGAGGUGGCCACAACCGUGCUCCUCACCUCCCAGAUGGAAAGUGCCGGCGUGCGGCUGGCGAACGGCAACGGGAGCUGCCGCGGGCGCGUGGAGGUGCGGCACGGCGGCACCUGGGGCACCGUCUGCGACGACGACUGGGACUUCCCCGACGCCCAGGUGGUGUGCCGGCAGCUGGGCUGCGGCCACGCCAUCUCCGCCACCGUCCUCGGCUUCUUCGGCUUCGGCAGCGGGCCCGUGCUGCUGGACAACGUGGGCUGCGCCGGCGGCGAAGCGCGGCUGGCCGACUGCUUCCACCUGGGCUGGGGGCAGCACAACUGCGGCCACCACGAGGACGCCGGCGUCGUCUGUCGAGGUGCUGACGACUCAGGAGACCAUUCCCAAGAAGCCACCGUCACAGCCACCACGCCAGCCCCGACCCACCCGGAGGACGGCUCCCUGCGCCUGGUGAACGGCAGCCACCGGUGCGAGGGGCGCGUGGAGAUGUUCCACCUGUCCCAGUGGGGCACGGUGUGCGACGACGCCUGGGACCUGCGGGACGCCGAGGUGGUGUGCCGGCAGCUGGGCUGCGGGCGCGCUGUGGCGGCCCUGGGGGAAGCGCCCUACGGCCGGGGCGCCGGCUACAUCUUCCUCGACAACCUCAAGUGCAAGGGCAGCGAGCCCUCGCUGCUGCGCUGCUCCCACAUCCGCUGGGACGUCCACAACUGCGACCACUCGGAGGACGCCGGCGCCGUCUGCAGCCUCCUAUGACCGGCCGCC
Molecule: messenger RNA, 2157 nt
Organism: Oxyura jamaicensis (ruddy duck)
Lineage: Eukaryota; Metazoa; Chordata; Aves; Anseriformes; Anatidae
Gene: SSC4D
Product: scavenger receptor cysteine rich family member with 4 domains
Exons: 11
Coding region: 1-2148 (715 amino acids)
Cellular component (GO): membrane
Source: RefSeq, a predicted model, not a curated record